Cydia splendana is the source of this 3221-nucleotide messenger RNA. Its product is annotated as mucin-2-like. Gene Ontology annotation, molecular function: chitin binding. Gene Ontology annotation, cellular component: extracellular region. Lineage: Eukaryota; Metazoa; Arthropoda; Insecta; Lepidoptera; Tortricidae. The record is from RefSeq and is a predicted model, not a curated record. The coding region runs from base 6 to 2186 and encodes 726 amino acids. The transcript is spliced from 3 exons.
CGUGGAUGAAUGAGUCGGGCGGGCGGCGAGCUUUCAGCGCCCCUCCACUAGGCGGGCGCGCGGCCGCCGCGCCGUCGGCGCACCGCCAGUCCCUUCGCGACGCUCGCGCCGACAUGUCUCCCCUGUGGAUCGUGCUCACACUGCUCCCCAUCCUCGGGGGCGCGGAAAGGUUCAACUGUCGGGGCCGCAUCCUGGGCGCCUACUACGCCGACGCCAAGGCCAACUGCAAAGCGUUCCACGUCUGCGUGCGUGUAGCGGGCGGGGGAAUACGGGACUUCAGGUUCUUCUGCCCGCCCGGCACGCUGUUCCACCAGGAGGCGCAGACCUGCACGGACUGGGGCGACGACGACCCGCUGGCCUGCCCCGCAGACCUCUACGACGGUCAGUUUGAUCUCUACAAGAUCGGAUCCGGAUUUGACACUAAGAAACUGUCGUCGCCUGGUGCCCGCGAGGAAGAAGCGGAAUUCGGUUUACAGCGCGCCGAGACCGGCGAUCGCCGUCUCGCCCAGAACAACGGUAACGCCCCCGCGUCGGACCUGCGCGCCGCCCACUCCUCCGACUUCUUCAGCGGACAACGCGACCGCGGCCGCGACGAUCCCGCCCCGCCCGCCCCCUCGUCCCCCGCGCCCUCCGCAUCCCAACGUGUCUCCUUCAGAAGACCCACAAGCCCCAGGACCACCCCUACCACGCAAUACACGAAUCCGCCGCCCCCACCGCCACCGAAACCAUUCAGCAAUAACCAAUACGACCACAAACGGAAACUCGUGCGCAAACGCCCCAUUCAUGCGUCCACUUUAGCUCCCUCGACAUUUAUACCUAGCUCCCCUCAACCUCAAUUCCCAGAAUACCAACAACCUGCGGAUUUCGAACGUCGGGUCCCGCAGCAGAGCAGACCGAACCCUACUACGGCACCGGCUAGCGUCCCUCCUCAGUAUAAAGAUGAGUACGUCGAAGUCAGCCGCGUGACCCCAAAACAAAACCGAUACUUCUCUAACAAUCCCUCUCCCGCUCCUUUUUCCCAACCCACUACACUAAAUCCCUAUUUCAGGAAAAAGGAAGGGCUUGUUGAGUUGUACAAUUAUAACGCACAAUCCACUCCGGGAAUCAACGUUCAAAAUGACAACAAACCGUUCAAAGUGAGAAACAGCUUCAGUGUGGCGACAGAUGUUCCUCAAGAGCAAGACUUUGUGCGUACUAACGUAAAUAAAAAUAACAAUGGUCGAGGCACACCCACCACGAUAGAUUACAACACUGCUGCGAACCGCGGCUUUAGCACGACUCCUGCCUACAGAAACUUCAAUAGCGUUUCCUACGAACCGGAAAAGAACAACUUUGUCCAACAGUCGAAUGCUAAGAAUUUCUUCAACAGCCCUUCAACUCCGGCAACAACCACUACCCUGUACACUACUACUCGCGCAGACCCCUCGUAUAAUCUGAAUACGGUAGCCUAUAAUACAAACGUUGGGUUUAACGCGCAGUCAUCCAACUACGCCGAAAGCGACGAAGACGACGGCCAGUACCGCCCCCCGGCCGGUGAAGACGACGGUCAAUACAGACCCGAACUGUACGAACGCGAGCGCGAACGUGACCGUGAACUUUUAUCUGGAGCUCACUCGCUCAACAUCGCUGCUAGCGGAAAUAGAUUGCCCGAAGAUCAACAAAAACAAAAGGGCAAAACGCAGAAACCAUCCAAGCCUGUAUCCCAAACGGCAGCGCCGAGGCCUUUCAGACCCGCUCCCACGCUCUCGACUACCGUCGCGCCACCGUCGACCUUCGAACCCGCAUACACAACUACUUACAGGCCCCAGACAAGCACUCAGCGCGUGUUUGAUUACUUCCAAACUUACACAACCACCGUAAGGCCCAGUGAGCCACCAGCUCCAGUCCAUGUACCGACUACAGAAAACUUUGAGAACGUGCCCGUGAGGUCGUCGACGACGGCGCCGCGCACCCCUGAGCCGCGGCCGACGACGCGCGUGCCCGCGCCGCCGACGCCCGCCACGCGGCCCCCGCCGCGGCCCGCGCCGCAGCCCUCGCCGCAGCCGGCACCCAAGGCGCCACACUUCGCCAAUCCCGCCAAACCCAAGGAGGACACGAGCUACGACUACGCGUAUUACGACUCAGACCCAGGGUUUUCGGAAUACGAUCACAUAGAAGAAUUCGGUAAAACAAAAACAAAAGCGUAAACUUGUCGUAUUAAAAUUUUAAAUACUGCCAUUAAAUUAGUCGCCUCUUUAGAUGAUAAUGAAAAUGUCUGUUAUGAGUUCAUCAUUGGUGUGACAGGAUGCCUUACCUUAAGCCAGAUUAAGUCAAGAUUUUACUUUUUCUUAAAAAUAUUCUGUAGGUAAGUAAACACAACUGACCACGCGAAUGUUUGCCUCGUGUUCCAUCUCUUUUUUAUUAGUUAUUGUAUGAGAUAAAUGGAUUAUAGCACGUUACGCGACCAGUGACAAGAUAUUAAUCGCGGAUAAAAAAGUACAACAUAGCAAUGUAAGUACAUUUGUGUCGCUUAACUUCAAACUCGGGUAAAUCCAUUCGACCCUCUCAGCAAAUAUCUUCUCUAUUACCUUCUCUUAAUACUAUAAUCGCAUAAUCUGACAGAUGGAUUUACCCGAGUUUGAAGUUAAGCGACUCAUUUCUAAUUGAACCUUUUUUGCACCCUAGUAACUUUUAUAAGUACGAAAAAGAAAUCGAAAGAGCAGAGCAGAAUAUUCAGACUGAAUAAACCGUGCCAGUUAUAUCGAUAUUGCGUAUAUCUGAAGAGGCUUUGUAGUUACCCGCCCUAAAUUAUUUGUGAUAUUAUGGAUGUUCGAAGUUACUCUUGUCUGUUGGGUUAGUCGCUGUGUAGUCACAGGCCUACUUGUAAGAAGAAUUAAGUAUCGGAGCAUGCGAGCGAGCUGUACCAACGAGGAGAAUUAUAAUUAUUCUAUAGAAUAGAAACCCGACAAACAUUUUCUCGUCCCUAAUACUUUUGUUUUCAGUGAUUUAAAUUAAAAAGUAUUUGCCUUUAUUCUAAAAGUGUUAAACUCCAAUGGACGGGACAGUUUUUGUCGGGAAAAUUCUUCAUUGAUUGUUAACCGAUGUAAAAUGCUUGCCAACAUUGGUAUUUAUUACGCAAUUCGCGAAUAAGAGAAUAUAUGUCCUAUGUAUGUACAAUAGAGAGUAAGUUAUAACGAUAGAUGUAAAAUAAUUCAAUGUAAAUAAAGUUUUCUUAAAUACAA